This is a messenger RNA of Microthlaspi erraticum, 876 nucleotides long. The record is from the annotation of a GenBank genome assembly. NCBI's taxonomy places the organism in Eukaryota, Viridiplantae, Streptophyta, Magnoliopsida, Brassicales, Brassicaceae.
AUGAGCGCCAUCGGGGCACUUAUGUAUCUUGCAAAUUGCACUAGAUCAGAUAUAGCUUUUGCUACUAAUCUGCUUGCAAGAUACAGCUCAUCGCCUACCAGAAGACAUUGGAACGGAAUAAAACAUAUAUUCCGUUAUCUUCAAGGUACGAUUGAGUUUGGAUUAUAUUAUUCUAGAAACCCCGAGGUUGGUUUAGUUGGUUUUGCAGAUGCUGGCUACUUGUCUGAUCCGCAUAAGCUCGAUCGCAAACCGGUUAUGUUUUCACAUACGGUGGAACCGCGAUCUCUGGCGUUCCCAAAAACAAACUUUGGUUGCAACGUCUUCAAAUUAUGCGGAAAUCAUUGCUUCAUGAAGCAUGUAGAGAGUGUAUGGUUGAGAUCUUUGAUCCAACAUAUACAAGAAGCCAGCGGAGUAUCUACAAAGAAAGAGCCAACAACAAUCUACGAAGACAAUUCUGCAUGUGUCACUCAACUCAAAGAAGGCUAUAUCAAGAGCGACAGGACAAAACACAUCCCUCCAAGAUUUUUCUCUACACUCAAGAACUCGAGAAGAAUCAAGAAGUGGAUAUUCAGUAUGUUCGCUCAAGUGACAAUGCAGCUGAUCUUUUCACAAAGGCGCUUCCUACUACAGUGUUCAAGAAGCAUGUUCAAAGUAUUGGAAUGCGUCGUCUUCAAGAUUUGUGAAGAGAAGAUCAUAUCUAUUUUUCAGGGGAGUUUGCGUUGCGUGAAAGCACCUCCGUCCUUAACCCAACAGUUUUUUGCCGCAACAUGGAAGUCAGAUCUCAGUGUGCUCUUAAGCAGAGGAAGGAAAACAUAUGGAGGGAUGGAAAAUUUUCCAUCACAUGAACUCUAUUACAACAAUAGAACGCAGCAAUGA